Molecule: messenger RNA, 1417 nt
Organism: Aspergillus heteromorphus CBS 117.55
Lineage: Eukaryota; Fungi; Ascomycota; Eurotiomycetes; Eurotiales; Aspergillaceae
Product: alpha/beta hydrolase
Exons: 1
Coding region: 44-1417 (457 amino acids)
Molecular function (GO): carboxylic ester hydrolase activity
Source: RefSeq, a predicted model, not a curated record
AGUGUAUCCUUGAUAAAAGAUUUUACUAUACUUCACGAUUACCAUGUUCCUCACCACUAUAUGGGCAGCAUUGCAACAGAUAUAUGGCUCUCUUGCCAUUUGGAGACUCUUCCCGCGCCAUUCCGCCCAGACCCAGAAGAUAGAAGCCAAUACAACACAAGCAAUCACAGCGCUCAGGAACGAGGACUGGACCGCCUUGCGACCACUCUUUCUUCUACCCCUCCGACUCCUCUUAACAGAAAUACUCCUCCGAAAAGCAUGGGAGUCAGUCCUCACAAUCUACGGACCCCUGGAAGACAUCGGGCCUGCGACUUUCUCGAAUUACUGGCUCCUACACACCGCAACUGCACCGCUGCGCUUCAAACAGGGUAGUGUCUCCUUGUCCUUGCAAUGGGCGGUGACAGGCCAUCUCAUUGGUCUUCGCGUUAUCCCACUUGCCUCAAAUCGCUGGAAACCACCGUCUUACGCCACCAGUGAAGACAUUACCGAAACAAAACUGUCACUAGGACGAGGUAUCUACAAAGUUGGCGCCACGCUGACCCUCCCCACUAACCCACAACCCAAAACCCCCUGUGUAAUCCUCAUCGCCGGCUCCGGUCCCACAGACAGAGACUCCACGAUCAGGUCUCUCAAGCCUUUCAAAGACCUAGCCUAUGGACUUAGCAGUUCGGGAAUCGCCGUCUGCCGCUUCGACAAGGUGACAUAUACCCACGGCCUAUGGCUGAAACUGCUCCGCCGGAACCGCAGUAUGACUCUGACAGACGAAUACGUUUAUCAUGUAUUGGACGCGGUGAGGCAGGUUCGCAAACACCCGGGGAUCUCUGAGGUGUUUCUGCUCGGACAUAGUCUGGGGGCGUGGCCGGCUGCGAAGAUCACGGCCUUGGAUUCGGCGGUUGCGGGUUGUGUUUUGAUGGCGUGUCCGGCGGAGCAAAUUUAUAGGUGUGCGGUGAGGCAGAUGAGGUAUUUGAUGGCUGUCAAUGGGGGUUUGGCGCGAGCGUCGAACACGAUGGGGGAGGAGUUGGUGAAGUUAGAGAGGCAGGCGGAGGUGGCUGAUGGGCUCUCGCCAGGUUCGUCUGUGGCGGCGGGUGAGCUUCCUUUUGGGAUUGGGCCUGCGUAUUGGUUGGAAGGGCGGGAGUUCAAUCCGUUGGGUUAUAGUGAGCAUCUUUCUCGGAAGCCGUUGUUGGUUCUGCAGGGCGGGAGGGAUUAUCAGGCCACGAUGAAAGAUGACUAUGCGCGGUAUUAUGAGACGUUCAGGGGGUGUGUUUCUGUCGAGUUUCGUGUCUAUGAGUCCCUUAAUCACCUAUUUGUGGCUGGCGAAGGGUUGUCGGUGCCAGCUGAGUAUGAUAAGUCGGGAAAUGUGGACGCGAAGGUCGUAGAUGACAUUGUGUUAUGGGUGCGGAGGCAGGUUGCGGGUUGA